Messenger RNA from Erinaceus europaeus (western European hedgehog), 3829 nucleotides. RefSeq names its product FGGY carbohydrate kinase domain containing (gene FGGY). The transcript has 17 exons. Lineage: Eukaryota; Metazoa; Chordata; Mammalia; Eulipotyphla; Erinaceidae. Gene Ontology annotation, molecular function: phosphotransferase activity, alcohol group as acceptor; kinase activity. The record is from RefSeq and is a predicted model, not a curated record. Gene Ontology annotation, biological process: carbohydrate metabolic process. The coding region runs from base 281 to 1936 and encodes 551 amino acids.
GGCGGGGCUGAAGUUGCCUGCAGGGACCGCCCAGCUGGUGCGUGUCUGCGUGUUCUCCUGCAGAGUUCUGUAGCUAAAAUUUAAUUUCAGAUCUGGACAAUUAGAUAGGAGAAAAAAAUGAAGAGGGGAACAGAUGACAGAGAGGGAGAGAGAAAGAGUUACACUUGAAGACCUGCUUUACCUCUUCUGAAACUUUCCCCCUGCAGGUGGUGAGGGGGUCCUCAAACCCAGAUCCUUGUGUGUCAAGGUAAGGUGUUAUGGACCAGGUGGAAAGGCCACAAUGCUGGGUGACAAUCAGGAACCACAACAUUACUAUGUUGGCGUGGAUGUCGGGACAGGCAGUGUCCGUGCAGCUCUGGUGGACCAGGGAGGUGUCCUUUUGGCUUUUGCAGACCAACCCAUUAAGAGGUGGGAACCGCAGUUCAACCACCAUGAGCAGUCCUCCGAGGACAUCUGGGCUGCCUGCUGUGUGGUCACCAAGAAAGUUGUUCAAGGGAUCGAUUCAAACCAAAUUCGAGGGAUUGGGUUUGAUGCCACGUGUUCUCUUGUUGUCUUGGAUAAGCAGUUUCAUCCUUUACCAGUUAACCAUGAAGGAGAUUCUCAUCGAAACAUUAUUAUGUGGCUGGACCAUCGAGCAGUCAGUCAGGUGCAAAGGAUCAAUGAAACCAAACACAAAGUCCUGCAGUAUGUUGGAGGGGUGAUGUCUGUAGAGAUGCAGGCCCCGAAGCUUCUGUGGUUGAAAGAGAAAUUGAGAGAGACUUGCUGGAAUAAGGCGGGACAUUUCUUUGAUCUCCCAGACUUCUUAUCGUGGAAGGCGACAGGUGUCACAGCACGGUCUCUAUGCUCCUUGGUGUGCAAAUGGACCUACUCUGCAGAGGAUGGCUGGGAUGACAGUUUCUGGAAGAUGAUUGGUUUGGAAGACUUGGUUGCUGAUAACUACAGCAAAAUAGGAAACCAAGUGUUGCCUCCUGGAGCUUCUCUUGGAAAUGGACUCACACCAGAAGCCGCAAAAGACCUCGGCCUUCCUGCUGGAAUUGCAGUGGCAGCCUCACUUAUUGAUGCCCAUGCAGGAGGACUCGGAGUGAUUGGAGCAGAUGUGAGGGGGCACAGCCUUGCCUGUGAGGGACAGCCAGUGACGUCACGGCUGGCUGUCAUCUGUGGAACAUCUUCUUGUCACAUGGGGAUCAGCCAGGGUCCAAUUUUUGUACCAGGAGUCUGGGGCCCUUAUUUCUCAGCCAUGAUCCCUGGGUUCUGGCUAAAUGAAGGUGGUCAGAGUGUUACUGGAGGAUUGCUAGAUCACAUGGUGCAGGGCCACGCUGCCUUCCCUGAACUCCAAGCCAGAGCCACAGCCAGAUGCCAGAGUGUAUAUGCGUAUUUGAACAGUCACCUGGAUCUGAUUAAGAAAGCUCAGCCUGUGGGUUUCCUCACUGUUGAUUUACAUGUUUGGCCAGAUUUCCAUGGCAACCGGUCUCCCUUAGCAGACCUGACACUAAAGGGCAUGGUCACCGGAUUGAAACUGUCUCAGGACCUGGAUGAUCUUGCCAUUCUGUACCUGGCCACAGUUCAGGCCAUUGCUUUUGGAACCCGCCUCAUUGUGGAGGCCAUGGAGGCAGCAGGCCACUCUAUCAGCACGCUCUUCCUCUGUGGAGGCCUAAGCAAGAACCCCCUCUUUGUGCAAAUGCAUGCAGACAUUACAGGCAUGCCUGUGGUCCUGUCCCGGGAGGUGGAGUCUGUCCUUGUGGGUGCUGCUAUUCUGGGUGCCUGUGCCUCGGGGGAUUUCACAUCUGUACAGGAGGCAAUGGCAAGAAUGAGCAAAGUUGGGAAAGUUGUGUUUCCCAGACUUGAGGACAAAAGCUAUUAUGACAAAAAAUAUCAAGUGUUCCUGAAGCUAGUUGAACACCAGAAAGAGUAUGCAGCCAUCAUGAAAGGGGACUGAACAAGAAUCACAGAUGCAUAUGGUCCAGGAGGUGGCGUAGUUGGAUAAAGCACUGGACUCUCAAGCAUAAGGUCCUGAGUUCAAUCCCUGGCAUUACCUAUACCUGAGUGAUGUCUGGUUCUUUCUCUCUUUCAUGCUAUCUUUAUCAUGAAUAAAUAAAAUCUUAAAAAAAAAAAAAAAAGAAUCACAGGCGCUGGUGCCCAAAGCUUCUGAAACAUUGCACCGGUGACCUCUCAUUGCUUCUUAUAGUCAAGACCUUUUCAGUAUCCUGUGGCCAUUUCUGCAUUGUCUUUUAAUAAAGAACACAGAGAUAUGUGCAACCAGAGUUAGAGUCUUUUAAGUCAUUAUCUUUUAAUCUUCAUAUUAAUGAUAAAUAGAAUCAGGAAUCAUGUCUACGGCCACACCACCCUGAACACUCCUGAUCAAGUCUGAUCACAGAAGCUAAGCAGUAUGGGCCUGGUUAGUACUUGGAUGGGGAAAUCAGGAAUCAUCAAUGAAUGCAGGAAGGAACUUUGAUGAGGCACAGGAUGUGUUCCGUGUCUUAAAAUGCCCACUCCCAGAUUGUUUAUUAUUGAUAAGAGGAACAGGACGUUAACUGGAUAGGGAAGAAAAAGGACAAUGUCUUUAUUGGGUGGUGAAGAUCCACUUCAGAUUGGUAGAUGGAUAUGAUGUGAGUCCAGAUGUGACAACCUGAGAGGAACAUAGCAUCAUGCUGCCUGUGGGUGCGUAGCCUAAUUAUAAUAUUAAAGAAGCACUAGAUGAACCCCAAAUGAACAGCAUUUUAUUUUGUUAAUGCUCUAUAUUCUCCAAAAAUGUCUGCCAUGAAGACAAAUAAAGGCUUUAGACAGGUUGCAGAGAAAAAAAAUAAGCCAAGAAACAUGGUGUCUUAAAGCUUUUCGUGUAGGUGAGUAUAUUUUUUAGGCUAUCUAUGCAGGGAGAUGGGGGCACACCUGGUAGAGCAUACAUGUUACCAUGUACUAGGACCCCCGGUUCAAGGCCCUACUCUCCAGCUGAGGAGGGGAGGCUUCACAAUGGCGGAGCAAUACUGCAGGUGUGUCUGUGUGUGUGUGUGUGUGUGUGUGUGUCCGUCCAUCCGUCCGUCCUGCUUUCUCUAUCUCUCUGUCUCUCUUGCUUUCUCCCUUGUCAUCUCUCUCUGUCUUGCCCCCUAUCAAGAAGAAAAUUGAAAAGAAAAAAAUGGCUGCUGGACUAAGUCAUUAAGUGGAGUCUUUGUGAAGACUCCAAACACCAGCAAUAACCCUGGUGGUAAAACAAACAAAAACACUAUAUUUGCUUAAUUGGAAGCUGUAACAUGCAAACACACAUAUUUGCAAACACACACACACACAUCAUCAUCAUCUCAUUUUUGAGAGUAACUGCUAGUGUAAAUACUACAGCUGUUUUACAUGGGUUUGAGUAGAGAACCUGGAAACUAUAAAAGACACACAUAGAGGAAUACUUUGCUGAAACAUUUCAGGACCUCAACAUUAAAAAAAAUAACAAACUAGUAUAGUCCUUUGGAAUAUAACUAAAAUAGGCCUACUAUUUUAUCUAUUUACAAAACAGAGACCCCCCAAAUCUUUAUCUGCACUACUCCAGCCUUUAUGUUCAUGAUUAGUCAACAAUUUGUUUGGCUUUAUAUGUUAACUCUGUUCAGCCACCAAGUUCCAGUUGCUAGAUGCUACCAUAAUGUCAACCAGACUUCCCUGAGCAGAUGACCCCACCAAUGUGACCAGGAGCCCCACUUCCCCAGAGCCCCUCCCCACUAGGGAAAGAGAGAGACAGACUGGGAGUAUGGAUCAACCUGUCAACAUCCAUCUUCUGCAGGGAAGCAAUUACAGAAGCCAGACCUUCCACCUUCUGCAUCCCAUAAUGACCCUGGGUCCAUACUCCCAG